GUAGAGGGAAUUUGCUGGAUUUGUGCUCAGUUCCUGCAAUCUUUAGCCGCAGACCUUUACAUUUUCCCGAGGGUAAUCAUAAGGAUGAAGGUUGAUAUCCAUAAUCAUAUUUUACCAAAGGAGUGGCCCGAUCUGAAGCAGAGGUAUGGAUAUGGUGGGUUUGUCCAGCUUCACCAUCACUGCAAGGGUGAAGCAAACAUGAUGAAGGAUGGGAAGCUGUUCCGAGUCAUUCAAGAGAACUGCUGGGACGCAAACGCACGCAUGAGAGACAUGGAUCAACACGGUGUCACGGUUCAAGCCCUUUCUACUGUCCCGGUGAUGUUCAGUUAUUGGGCCAAACCUCAUGACACACUGGAUCUCUGUGGCCUUUUAAAUGAUGAUUUAGCCAAAACAGUGUGCAGCCACCCCAAGAGGUUUGUGGGCCUUGGCACUCUGCCCAUGCAAGCACCCGACCUAGCGGUGCUGGAGAUGAGGCGCUGCGUGAAGGAGCUGGGCUUUCCUGGGGUGCAAAUUGGCUCACAUAUCAACAACUGGGACCUCAACUCCACCGAACUCUAUCCUUUCUAUGCCGCUGCUGAGGAGCUGGGUUGCUCCAUAUUUGUCCACCCGUGGGACAUGCAGACAGAUGGGAGGAUGGCUAAGUAUUGGCUGCCCUGGCUGGUGGGCAUGCCGUCAGAGACAACCAUGGCCAUUUGCUCAAUGAUAUUUGGAGGUGUGAUUGAAAGAUUUCCAAAAUUGAAAGUCUGCUUUGCACAUGGAGGCGGCUCUUUUCCAUUCACCAUUGGCAGAAUUGAACACGGCCACAAGGUCCGCCCUGACCUGUGUGCAGUGGACAACGAGAUCAGUCCACGGAAAUACCUCGGUUCCUUCUACACCGACUCCCUAGUUCACGAUCCCAUUGCUCUAAAGCUUCUCAUUGAUGUUAUUGGAAAGGAUAAAGUGAUGCUGGGAACAGAUUAUCCAUUCCCGCUGGGUGAGCUGCAGCCUGGAUCACUCAUUGAGUCAAUGGAUGAAUUUGAUGACACACUAAAGGAUAAAUUGCUUGCUGGGAAUGCACUGGAAUUUUUGGGCCUGAAACGAGAACAAUUUGAGUGACAUUGAAAUCUAAGAUAGUUACAGCUGCCACACUCAGUGAUUCAGCGCAAAAGCUUUAUUCAAAUGUUCAUAUUUAGACUGCUAAAAAAUCAUUUUGGUUUAGCUUGUAUAGUAGCCUAGAUAUCACAAAUUUUGAUGUUGUCCAUAAUAAUAAAGUAACUGAAUAUUUUACACUCA
Molecule: messenger RNA, 1272 nt
Organism: Plectropomus leopardus (leopard coralgrouper)
Lineage: Eukaryota; Metazoa; Chordata; Actinopteri; Perciformes; Serranidae
Gene: acmsd
Product: aminocarboxymuconate semialdehyde decarboxylase
Biological process (GO): secondary metabolic process
Cellular component (GO): cytoplasm; cytosol
Molecular function (GO): carboxy-lyase activity; hydrolase activity
Source: RefSeq, a predicted model, not a curated record